GUCUCGUGCUCGAGCUGCCAGAGUCAACUCCACUGAUUUUAUUUCCUCAAUACCCUACGCUUUCCCCUGAUUAUGAUCCUCUUCUUUAUGCCCCUCCACAGUUUCAAGAUCCACAAAUGAAACAGGCAAGCUUCCUGCUGCCCACCCUUGCAUUACCCAUUUCUCCGAUGAUAAGCCUCAUGUGCGUCCUCUUCUUUUCCUUUCUUGCCACAAAAUCCUUAGGUGCGGUCGUCGACCCACGCUUCCUAGCGUGCAGUGUCCCCAAAGCCUGUGGCGAUGGCCAAAACAUAAAAUUCCCCUUCUACAUCCAAGAUACGCAGGAAAAGUACUAUUGUGGCCAACGUGGAUUCCAGAUCUCUUGCAACCAAAAUGACCAACCCACUAUCAUCAUGGGCGAUAUCAACUACACCAUCCACAAAAUUUUCUACCAAAACGAGACCCUUCGCGUCUCAAACGCUGCCUUUUCUAAUUCAAACACCAGUUGUUUUCCUUCAAUAAAAAACAUACCCUCUUCUCUUGUCCGAUUUGAGCUAGUGCCAAAACAAAGCAAUCUAAGUCUGUUCUAUAAUUGCAGCAAUUCUUCGCUGCUUCACAGUUAUGAUUUACAGUCUUAUGCCGGUUGUGAUGGGGAAAACGUUGUGGCCCUGUCUGAAGACGACCCGAAGCUGGGGAACGUAUCAAAGGAGUGCACGACUCGGGUGGUAGCACCCGUUGAAGCUUACGGGGGUGAGAGUGAUGGGAUUAGAGGGGCCCUGGAAAAUGGGUUUCGGCUGAAAUGGAAGGCCUCCAACUGCAGCAUUUGUGAGAAUAGCGGAGGGUUUUGUGGGUUCGUGUUCGACGACGACAACAUUAACUACAGUAACCAGUGCUUCUGCGCCGAUGGAGCUCAUUAUGUCGGCUGUAAAAAUCCUGGGAGUAACCAAAAGAAACGGGCGAUAGCAUUAGCCGCUUUAUCUGCUGGAGUUGGAGUUGUGAUGAUUGUAAUCUGCUGCUGCUUUCGGAGAAAGUUCUCAUUCAAUAAAAUUAUUUAUUUUUGGAAGAAGGAAACUCUAAACCAUCAGACUAUCGAAGCCUUUCUAAGGAACCAUGGACCUAUUGCUAUUAGAAGAUACAAUUAUUCAGAUAUCAAGAAAAUGACCAAUUUCUUUAGAGAUAAAUUAGGCGAAGGGGGCUAUGGUGGCGUCUACAAGGGACAGUUACUAGAUAGUUGUCUCGUAGCAGUGAAGGUUCUGAAAGAAGCAAGAGGUAAUGGAGAGGAAUUCAUUAACGAAGUUGCAAGCAUUAGUAGGACCUCCCAUGUCAACAUUGUCUCUCUUAUGGGCUUUUGCUUUGAGGGUUUUAAAAGAGCUCUCAUCUAUGAGUUUAUGCCAAAUGGAUCUCUAGAGAAGUUCAUAUAUAAAGAAAGUCCCUCGAAGGCUGAUCGACAAUUAGAAUGGGAAACAUUAUACAAGAUUGCACUUGGCAUUGCUCAAGGAUUAUAGUACUUACAUAAAGGUUGCAACACACGAAUCUUGCAUUUUGACAUAAAGCCUCACAAUAUUCUGUUGGAUGAGAACUUUUGCCCAAAGAUUUCUGAUUUUGGCCUUGCAAAAAUAUGCCCUAGAGAAAAGAGUAUCAUAUCAAUGUUGGAUGCGAGAGGGACUGCGGGAUACAUAGCUCCAGAAGUAUUUUGUAGAAAUUUUGGAGGGGUCUCUCACAAGUCAGAUGUUUAUAGCUACGGAAUGAUGGUUUUUGAAAUGGGUGGAGGAAGAAGGAAUAUAGAUGUCGAGAUUGAUCGUACCAGUGAAAUAUUUUUUCCGCAUUGGAUUUACAAGCGACUUGAACAAGAUGAAGAUCUAGGUCUGCAGGGCCUUAUGAAUGAAGAGGAUCACGAAAGUGCAAGGAAGAUGAUAAUAGUAAGUUUGUGGUGCAUCCAGACUGACCCUUCAAGCCGGCCAUCGAUGAGUAGAGUUAUUAAUUUGUUGGAAGGGAGUCUGGAAUCCUUGGAAGUACCACCCAAGCCUUACUUGUCUUCGCCAUCAAGAUCGCCAGAAGAUUAUUCAACAACAAUGAGCUCUCUACAGUAUGAUUCUGUAAUGCCCUAAAAUGCAUUUUAAUUUCUUUAAAAGGAAACUUUAAUGUUGAGUCGUAACUAGUAUUGUUUGUGAAUUGCAUCAA
This is a messenger RNA of Alnus glutinosa, 2157 nucleotides long. RefSeq names its product LEAF RUST 10 DISEASE-RESISTANCE LOCUS RECEPTOR-LIKE PROTEIN KINASE-like 2.1. Lineage: Eukaryota; Viridiplantae; Streptophyta; Magnoliopsida; Fagales; Betulaceae. The coding region runs from base 117 to 1481 and encodes 454 amino acids. Gene Ontology annotation, biological process: protein phosphorylation. The transcript is spliced from 3 exons. The record is from RefSeq and is a predicted model, not a curated record. Gene Ontology annotation, molecular function: ATP binding; polysaccharide binding; protein kinase activity.